UUGGGCAUUACUGUGCUCAACCCAAUUAGCCCAUUUUCCAGCAAGGCUGCGACUCAAGCCGUAUACCUCUCGAAACGUGAAGUAAACAGUGGUUCAGGCUCAUUUGAACUGAUCUCAUCUCAUUCUCUUCUACUGAACCAUCGAGAAAAAAAAAAUAAAAACAAACCCGGCUCUAGAAACCAGAAUUUCCCGCCCUUAACAAAACUAGUGUCCUCCAUCCACAUUCCACACGCAUUUCUUCUCUGUCAUUCCACCUUUACAUAUAAUAUACAUAUAUAUAUUUGAGGAGAAUUUUCUGGUUCGCUGAAAUGGAAAGUAAGUAAGCACUAGAAAAAAUGGAAGCUGAGCGAAGAAGAGCCAGAGUUCGAAAGGCACUCUCUGAUUGCUCCAACACCAACGCCAACGCCAACGCCACCACACCAUCUUCUCAGUCUUCCUCUCUACGUCUCAAGCCCCAGAAGCACCUCUUAUCCUCUUCUAUUAAGAAGUUCCUUACCAACAACGACGGCAAGUCCGCCAACAGCACCGACGUUUCACAGAAUGUCUCUCUUCUCCCACCUUCGGUUGCUUCCCCUUUAUUGCGGACUCCCAUGUUGUCUUCUGCUUCCGAUAGAGGUAAUUCCGAGGCUCUCGAGCCAUGUUCGGUUAACACUCGUAGACAGACCAUUGAGAAAAGGAAGAGGAAAAGACCCCCAACUGAGGUUGAGGACGUUAUAAUAGCAGAGAAAAGGAGGAACCGAGGAAAGGAAAAUGUUGACCCCAAUACUUGCACUCCUGCAACAAAGAAGAUUGACGUCACUCAAUCUACAGUCCAAAAGGAGAACAUAUCAAAAUCAGAGAAUCUUUUCCCACCUCCGAUUGCAUCUGAGGCUCUUGAGCCAUGUUCAGUUAAUAGUCGUAGACAGAUUACUGAGAAAAGGAAGAGUGAAAUACCCCCAACUGAGGAGCUUUCUGAGGACGUUAUAAUAGCAGAGAAAAGGAGGAACAAAGGAAAGGAAAAAGUUGAUCCCAAUCCUUGCACUCCUGCAACAAAGAAGAUUGACUUCACUCAAUCUACAGUCCAAAAGGUGAACAUAUCAGAAUCAGAGUAUCUUCUCCCACCUCCCAUUGUAUGUGAGGCUCUUGAGCCAUGUUCAGUUAAUAGUGGUAGACAGAUUACUGAGAUAAGGAAGAGUGAAAUACCCCCAACUGAGGAGCUUUUUGAGGACGUUAUAAUAGCAGAGAAAAGGAGGAACAAAGGAAAGGAAAAAGUUGAUCCCAAUCCUUGCACUCCUGCAACAAAGAAGAUUGAUGUCACUCAAUCCACAGCCCAAAAGGAGAACACAUUAGAAUCAGUCUAUCUUCUCCCACCUCCGAUUGUUUCCUCUCCAUCGCAGCCUAGGUCAUUGUCUGUUUCAGGUAGACAUGGUUUUGAACCUUUCGAGCCAUGUUACAGUCGUAGGCGGACUGCAGAGAAAAGGAAAAGUACAACAGAGGCAAGCGAUGGACUUUUGAAAGAUACGUUAAUAGCACAUAAACGCACGAGCAAAAGAAAGGCCAUUGCUGAGCCUGUAAGUUGUCCUGCAACAAAGAUCCGGAAGAUUGGGGAGAAUGUAAAGGAAGCUGGUGGUAAUAAUUUAUCGAAGGCAAACACAGUUCCAACUAAAAAGGGUCAGAAAGAUGCUGCCAAGCAUGCCUUGUCACAAGAAUUUAUAGAGCAGCAGAGAGCUAACUUUGCAGAAAUUGAUGCAUUUGAACUACCAGAGGCAAGUGAUGAACUUUUGAAUGACACGUUAAUAGGACAUAAACGCAAGAGCAAAGGAAAGGCCAUUGCUGAGCCUGUGAGCUGUCCUCCUGCAACAAAGAACCAGAAGACUGGGGAGAACAUAAAGGAAACUGGAGGUGAUAGUCUAUCGAAGGAAAACACAGACCCAACUAAAAAGGGUGCCAAGCAUGCCUUAUCACAAGAAUUUAUCGAGCAGCAGAGAGCUUACUUUGCAGAAAUUGAUGCAUUUGAACUACCAGAGGAAGAGGUUGAUUCUAUUUCAGAGUAGGACUAACAGCAAGAGUUAUAUAGUUUUACCAUUUUAGACUAAGAAUAAGCAACAUAGCCUUUCUGUAUAGUUAACGAAGGUAUGCGCUUAAAUGUUCUGGCCAGGUUUACAUUUCCUAUUAACAACAGCUCAGCACAUUAGAUCCUUCUUGCAGAUAAAGUUAGUUUUAGUAUAGCCACAGUAUUUGGAUUUUUUUUCCGCUGUGUUCUAUCACACAAAAUCAUGUUCUUGCAUUUGUGAAUCACUGAUUUAAUCUCAUUAUACAUGGAUCCAAUCACAACUCGUCUUUAGUCUCCUCCA
Messenger RNA from Humulus lupulus (European hop), 2333 nucleotides. RefSeq lists its product as uncharacterized. The coding region runs from base 336 to 2033 and encodes 565 amino acids. The record is from RefSeq and is a predicted model, not a curated record. The transcript is spliced from 10 exons. Lineage: Eukaryota; Viridiplantae; Streptophyta; Magnoliopsida; Rosales; Cannabaceae.